This is a messenger RNA of Laccaria bicolor S238N-H82, 747 nucleotides long. RefSeq lists its product as uncharacterized. The transcript is spliced from 3 exons. The record is from RefSeq and is a predicted model, not a curated record. Lineage: Eukaryota; Fungi; Basidiomycota; Agaricomycetes; Agaricales; Hydnangiaceae. Bases 1 to 747 code for a protein of 248 amino acids.
AUGGUAUCAGCAAUAGCGCAAGCAGCGAACCACUCCAUCUCCCUCUACAAUGCUAUCAUUGUUUUAUAUCUCUGCUACCUUCAACUCAUUUGCGAGCUCAUGCUAGUCGUUGGAUCCAUGCAGAAGAGAAGUAUGGGGGCCCAAGUGUCUGAGGUUGGCCUCCCUGCAAAGGUGGUUCUUUCGUUACCACAUUGGUCUUGGCAUGGCUUCGGGCUUUACGUUUGGGUUCAUGCUCGGAGGUUUGGAUCCCAGCCGGAGUGCAACGCGGCUACCAAAUUAAUAGUCUUCGGAAGGGAGCUUUCAGCGACUGGUUCGGGGCGUGUGGUAUCCCUUGUUUUCUUCGGUAUCAGUGCUACGGUGAUUCUAAGUGUCCCAGUGAUUACACUCGCAGGAGUCGGAUUUCUCUUGGUAUUCUUGAUCAAAGCCUUCCAUCCGCUCAUUGGCUCGUACCGCCUUUCAGCUGGCCCUCGCACUUCCUUCAUCAAAAUCCUCUUCGUCAAUAUCUACAUCACGUUCUGCUUUCUUGUCCAAUGGAUUUACGUGGUCGUGACUAUCGAGCAAACUAUUCAGCGGAAUCCAGUCAUCCAUAAUGGCCCGUGGUUUCCGAUUACAUUUGGCCAGAUUUUCCCGGUCGUAACAAUCGGCGCUUGCCUUGUCUCCAUUUACAAUGAUCUGCGAGAGUCUCGACGAGAGCCACCGAUUAGUCAAGGCAAUGAUCCCAACGGCCCAAUCAAAGCAGAUGUAUAG